Messenger RNA from Kwoniella shivajii, 393 nucleotides. RefSeq lists its product as uncharacterized. Lineage: Eukaryota; Fungi; Basidiomycota; Tremellomycetes; Tremellales; Cryptococcaceae. The coding region runs from base 1 to 393 and encodes 130 amino acids. The transcript has 3 exons. The record is from RefSeq and is a predicted model, not a curated record.
AUGAUUGCUUUAUUUACUCUGUUCUCUUUACCUCUUCUCACAUUGGUCGCUUCUUCUCCCAUCAAAAGACAAGACGACGUGAACUUCACAGGAUACUGGCCUGAUUAUUUCGUCGAAAUCGCAGGGUAUAAUAGAGGUUGGACCGGUGGAUCAGGCAAUUACACCUACACUGGGAUCUUGACUUAUCCGAAUCAGACUACCAUCAACGAAACUGUAAUAUUUGAGAAUCUCGCUAUACACUCCUAUAUAUACCAUUUCGGUGAUAUCGAUUCUUAUCCUUCUGAUAGUAGCUUCCAAUUCCGAAUCGAAGAUGCUGCAGACCCCUCUCUUUACGCUGAAGGCCCGGUCUUACCUAUCAUCUCGAGUGAAGAAGCGUACGAUACUCCAGCUUAA